CCGCUUUCGAUGCCGGUGUAGCAGCAACAUUGUAGCUAUGAAUAACAGCUGGCUAGCGAACGUUCGUUAACAACAUUUCCAGCGGGGCUGCAUUUCACUACUGUUAGCUAGCUAAAGGCUAGCUUUAUUGACGAAAUAUGCAGAAGUAUGAAAAACUUGAGAAGAUUGGAGAGGGCACAUAUGGAACUGUUUUCAAAGCAAAAAAUAGAGAAACGCAUGAAAUCGUGGCUUUAAAAAGAGUGAGAUUGGAUGACGACGAUGAGGGAGUCCCAAGUUCUGCCCUGCGAGAAAUUUGCCUCCUGAAAGAACUGAAGCAUAAAAACAUUGUGAGAUUGCAUGAUGUUCUGCACAGUGACAAGAAGUUAACAUUGGUGUUUGAAUUUUGUGAUCAGGAUCUAAAGAAAUACUUUGACAGCUGCAAUGGAGACCUAGAUCCAGAAACUGUCAAGUCGUUCAUGUACCAGCUGUUGAAGGGGCUUGCCUUCUGCCACAGUCGGAAUGUUCUCCACAGAGACCUGAAGCCACAGAACCUCCUCAUCAAUAGGAAUGGGGAAUUGAAGCUGGCUGACUUUGGCUUGGCUCGAGCCUUUGGAAUCCCAGUGAGAUGUUACUCAGCAGAGGUUGUGACAUUGUGGUAUAGGCCCCCAGAUGUGCUCUUCGGUGCUAAGCUUUAUUCUACCUCUAUUGACAUGUGGUCUGCUGGAUGCAUAUUUGCAGAGUUGGCAAACGCUGGAAGGCCCCUGUUUCCGGGUAAUGACGUUGACGACCAGCUGAAGAGGAUCUUCCGAUUGUUGGGUACACCAACUGAAGAACAGUGGCAGACAAUGACAAAGCUUCCAGACUACAAGCCGUACCCCAUGUAUCCAGCUACGACCUCACUGGUGAAUGUUGUCCCCAAACUCAGUAGCACAGGACGGGAUCUCCUGCAGAAUCUGUUGAAGUGUAAUCCUGUUCAGAGGAUCUCUGCAGAGGAGGCAUUACAGCACCCUUACUUUGCUGAUUUCUGCCUACCGUAGAUGAGGUGCCCAAACACGU
Salvelinus sp. IW2-2015 is the source of this 1035-nucleotide messenger RNA. RefSeq names its product cyclin-dependent kinase 5. Lineage: Eukaryota; Metazoa; Chordata; Actinopteri; Salmoniformes; Salmonidae. Gene Ontology annotation, molecular function: cyclin-dependent protein serine/threonine kinase activity; ATP binding. The record is from RefSeq and is a predicted model, not a curated record. Gene Ontology annotation, biological process: synaptic vesicle transport; axonogenesis; protein phosphorylation. Gene Ontology annotation, cellular component: cytoplasm; nucleus.